GGAGAAGGUCUCCGUCUAUCGUGAUGUUCUUCACACACGACAUUACGUUCGCGAGGGAGAAGACCUUGCUGACCUCCUUCGUGCCCUCGAGGCCCUGUGUCAGUGUUCGGACCUUUGGUAUCUCACGUUGGCAUUGGAGGAGCGUGCAUCUUUGAUGCGACAGGCGCUCGUACUUUCCCAUCCCGACAAACACCUUAUCGCCUCCCUUGCGAAUGUUCUAUUGAUGAUGUAUGGCCGCAGCUCGCGACCGGAGCACCUCCAAGAGGCAAAGCAGCUCGCAGAGGAAAUGAGGCAGCGCGAGGCAGGGUUGGACUGUGCGGUGCUGAGCACGAUGGAGACCCAUCUGAACGAGACCGGCUCCUCCUUGCCCGACAUCGACACGUGGCUAAAGCUACAUUGCAGGAUCACCACUCUUGCCCCAACCACGCACGUGGACUGCCCUGAACGACUGAUGACGCUCGAGACCGCGAUGAGGGAGCGGGGUUCAUCUGCGAGGGACCGUAUCGAGGCGCUCAAGGAGGCUGAGAGGCUGACGAGCUUAGGUUUCGGAGUGAGUAGCCGAUUGAAGGUCCUGAACGAGCUUGUACGCCAAUGUAGAACGAUCGGAACGGAGGAUGCCUCACAAGAAGCGUCACGGCUCACUGAAGCCGCAUGGGGCCUCAUCAGGGCUGGCAUACUAUGCGGAAGCUUACCGAGCUCACGCGUAAAAGACCACCACACCCAUUUGACCACCCUCAUGAUAAGUCCCACACCUCUAGUCUCUACUCCGCAUCCCUCGCCUUCGAUGCUACCGCCCAGCCGAUGCGACACGCCCUCCCACAGCUUCUCUGGGUAAACCCUUUCCGUGCUCAGUAACCCCGCCGAUAAGAUGGAAGACUACGCGCACGCAUUCAGACGCGAGGCGCUCGCGCUUGGAGACAUCGCUACAAUGGAGCAUGGAAGCCAAGAGAGGGCGCACGCGUGCGUUGCACAUGCAUUAGCGCUAGUCGCGACGAAUAGAGUGGAUGUACUGG
Messenger RNA from Heterobasidion irregulare TC 32-1, 1013 nucleotides. RefSeq lists its product as uncharacterized. The coding region runs from base 155 to 835 and encodes 226 amino acids. The record is from RefSeq and is a predicted model, not a curated record. NCBI's taxonomy places the organism in Eukaryota, Fungi, Basidiomycota, Agaricomycetes, Russulales, Bondarzewiaceae. The transcript has a single exon.